Molecule: messenger RNA, 1812 nt
Organism: Zasmidium cellare ATCC 36951
Lineage: Eukaryota; Fungi; Ascomycota; Dothideomycetes; Mycosphaerellales; Mycosphaerellaceae
Exons: 1
Coding region: 1-1812 (603 amino acids)
Molecular function (GO): oxidoreductase activity
Source: RefSeq, a predicted model, not a curated record
AUGGUCCAACCACCACCCAAGCCCAGCAGCGGUGCUGUCAAGUUCAAUCCAUUUAACAUCCGAACCUCGCCAUUCUACUCCCACGUCGCUCAUACUAAUGGACCGUGUACCAUCGUCACGACAGCAGGCCAGAUCGGAGCGAGAGCAGAUGGCAGUGUCCCCGCAGACCCUGUCGAGCAAAUCGAGCAAGCUCUCGAGAAUCUCCGAAAAUGCUUGGAGGCGGCUGGAGCUGGUGUGCAAGAUAUCAUGAAGCUGACGUACUAUAUCGUGAACUACGACUCGAAGAACCCACGACAUCGUCCGAUCUUGAUGAAGUUCUUGGGUGAUCAUCGACCUGGGUCUACGCUUGUUCCUGUGGAGAAGCUGGCGGCGCCUGAGUUUCUUUUCGAGAUUGAGGCCACGGCGGCGAUUCCACAGUAUCCCACAGAGCGAGUCGAUGUGGUGGUUGUCGGAGCUGGGUUGAGUGGAUUGACGGCAGCUGUUGAACUGCAAAAAGCUGGUCUGUCAGUCAAAGUGCUGGAAGCGAGAGACCGAGUCGGCGGCAAGACAUGGUCAAGAUCAGUGCAAAGCAGCGUUUGCGAUGUCGGGGCAGCAUGGAUCAACGACACCAAUCAAUCCAAAAUGUACACCUUGGCCAAGCGUUUCGGACUUGAUUUGAUUAUGCAGAACACCAGCGGCAGUAUCGUCUGUGACGAAGGUAUCGGCUCACACAAGACCCAUCCUUACGGACAGCUGAAUGCCGACACUACAGACCAGGCUGAGAUUGACGAUAUCCUUCGAAUUCGAGAUAUCUUUGAACAGACCUGUCAAAAAAUCGACAUCUCCGACCCGGUUGCACAGGACCAGAAACUGCGUACAAAGCUUGAUAGCAUCACUUUCGAGCAAUGGCUCAAAUCACUCGGAGCUGGACGAGGAGCUUUGAAUGCUCUGAGCGUCGGAACCAGAGCGAUGCUAGGCGUCGAGCCUUCUGAGCUGAGUGCGCUGUAUUUCCUCGAUUAUUGCAAAUCAGGAGGUGGCUACAUGCAGAUGCGGUCAGACAGCAAAGAUGGUGGACAGUAUCUUCGCAUCAAGCAAGGCACCCAAUCUUUCAGCAACGGUCUGGCAGAGGAGCUGAGUCCAGGGUCUCUUGUCCUCAUGUCUCCCGUCCGGAAGAUCGAACAAAUCCCCGGCGGUGCCAAAGUCGUCUCCGCCAGAGGCGUCUUCGAAGCCUCACGAGUCAUCGUAUCCGUUCCAACGCCUUUGUACCAAGAAAUCGUCUUCGACCCUCCACUACCAGAGAAAGAUGCGCUUUCCAAAGCCACCAAGCUCGGAGAUUACGGCAAGAUGAUCGUCUUCUACCGAACACCAUGGUGGCGUAAACACGGUCUGACUGGCAUGUCUCAGUCAUCGCAAGGGCCCUUCGGCGUCACCAGAGAUACCAGCGUUCACGAUGACGGCCACUAUAGCCUAACCUGCUUCAUGGUCGGAGGUCCAGCUAGAGAUUGGGCAUCCCUUUACCCUGAAAAGCGCAAAAAUGCUGUUACGCACAAGAUCCAGCAGCUCUUCGGAAGCUUCGCGGGUGUUGAGGAGCCUAUUCAUGUUGAAGAGCAGAUUUGGCGGAAUGAGCAGUGGAGCCAAGGAUGUCCAUGCCCCGUCAUGGGACCUGGUGAUUUUACCAAGUUCCAGCAUGUUCUGAGGGCGCCUGCUGGCCGCAUACACUUUGUUGGGACGGAGACCGCGUAUGAGUGGAAGGGAUAUAUGGAAGGUGCUGUGAGAUCUGGCGAAAGGGGUGCACAGGAGGUGCUUCUGAGCUUGAACAAGGCGAAAAUGUAG